AUGGAUGGGAAAACGAGGCGGAUUCUGCACAGCUUUUAUCCGGAGUUGAAGAUUUUCACCUGGCACGUUAUCCCACUUCAGGUUGCUUUUUCUUAAAUCGAAUUAUCUUAGUUUUUUUCAGAUUGGUUUCCUGCCAUACGACGCGACAUACAUGAGCUUCUUCCUCAUGAGGACGAACAUGAUCCAGGCGCUUCUGACUUUUGGAAAAAGCUUUUGGAUGCUUCAAGCCGACACGAUUUGGCGCCAAAAUCUGUUCGAACGGGUCGACGUCGGCAAGUUCAAAGGCGACAUACUGCUAGACCAGCAGGGCUACCAUGGAACUUCCGAGGCAAGGUUGGUUCAGGAAGAAGUUUUUUUGGGGGGGGGGCGACAUGCUUUUGAAGGUUGCCCUCUAGGGACCACCUUACCUCCCCCAAUAGAGGGCGCUGAGGCUUAAAGAAGUGGCCACUCUAGGGGCUGUAAAUAGUGGUCACUAUAGAGAAAUUUGCUAUUUUUUUAUUUUUUAUGAAUUUUUCAGCUCAUUUGAAUGAAAAAAAUAUCAGCAGGAGAUAAAUUGUUUUUUUUUUUUUGAAUUUGCAGACUUUAAAAAUUUCAAAGACCUCUGCUACGAGCUUAGGAAUCAGACCCCUCUAGGGACCACUUGAAAUUUAGCCACUUGUAACAAGGGCCUUGUUAUCCCUGAAACCCUCUAGGGGCCAGUCUGAGGUUUCUAAGAAUCCUAAUUUCUCUCAAAUUUUCAUAAUAAUUUCCGUUGUAAAGUUAAAAAUCUUAUUCUUCGUGAAACUUUUUUUUGAGUAAUGCCUAUCCUUUUCAUAAAAAUUCUUCAGCUUUUCCUCGGCUUUUUCUUUUUCAAGCAUUUUUCCUGCAGAAAGAAGAUGAUGAACGGCGCCAACUUCUACCUGCCCAACAAGACCUCGACCAAAGAACUCGUGGCGUCAUGGUUGAAAUGGCAACGGAAGAUUUAUAUCACGGACCCAGAUCUCGUCAAAAUGUUCUGCCUUCGGGGCGAUUUCGACUGCGAUUAUCUGCCUCAUUCGUUUGUUGUUUUUUUGUUUUUUGGAGUGACUGGUGUUUGGUGCAACUUUGGAACUUGAGAAAUUGAUGAAAAACUGUGAAGUUUUAUAGAUCUUGAACCAAAAUUUAAAAUUGUGUUAACUCUUAGAGCCACCGAUUUUAAGAAUGCAGGCGCGCGUAAGUCACUUCACGGUCGGACGCGCUUUUCAAUAUCCUUUCUUUUUGCAAGAGAAUUUUUGAAUAAGGAAUUCGAGAAAAAUAUUGCCAUCGUAAAUAAAUAUUUUUUUCUUAAAAUUGUUUCGUGCAACACAAAACUCAGAUAAACUUGAAAAUCUGCCAAUUUUUCUUUUCUUAUAGUUUUAUCUAUCGAUUCGAAGAUAUACAUUUUGAGAAAAAUGAGCUAAGUAUAACUUAACUCAAAAUAUCACUUUUUCCAGAACUUCCUCCGGCUGGGAAUGGAUUUACGGCGACCAGACAUUCCCGCCAAUAAUCAUUCAAAUGGACGGAGAAACUGGCGGCAAUAAGGUUUAUUAUGCUUUCUUUAGUAUUGGAUUUGGAAACCCAUGGUCACGCGCCCGACCAAAAACGACUUGCGCAUCAGAGAAAAUGAGAACAAGAUAAUGAAAACGAUUUGAGUCAUUCCAAAUGCGACCAGAACUUUUUGAGAAUGAAAUAUAAUAUUCCAGGAGAAGAUUCUGACCAAAUACGGGUUCUGGUUUUUGGAUUCGGAGCGAAAAUGCGUGCAGAAAAACGUUGACAAGGCGGUGAAGUCGUUGGAAAAUGGCAAGGUUUGUUGAAUUUUUUUCUCCUUUCAAAAUUCAAAAAAAUUCCGUUGAUUUUUUGAAUUUUUUGCGGUUCCUAGUUCAAAAAAAGCCUGAAGAUCUGAAAUUCCGUUUAGAAACUUUGAAGAAUUUUUUCAGGUCCCGAAAAUCAUCUCGAAAUCGAAGCAACGAGAGACGUUCUAUCUGAAAAUCGGCGAAAUUAUGAACCGAAUACCCAUUUUUUUGGGCAUUAUUCCUCCAUUUAUGGCGGUCUUGCUUCCCUCUAUUUGA
Messenger RNA from Caenorhabditis auriculariae, 2066 nucleotides. Lineage: Eukaryota; Metazoa; Nematoda; Chromadorea; Rhabditida; Rhabditidae. The record is from the annotation of a GenBank genome assembly.